UACUUUCUUCUAAUUUACAUAAUCACAAGGUUUUGAAUUAUUGUUUCUUAAUAAUUUGUUUUAAUGAAAUUUACUGUAAGUAGUUAUUAUUAUGCAUUUAAGAGUUGCAGAGUAUGCACACAAGAGGUGGUGUUUUGCCAGUGGUGUUGCUUCCCAUCUUCUCAUCUUCUUAUCAUCUUCUCAUCAUGAUGUAGUACUGCUUCUUUUAUCCAUAUACAGAGUUUUUUUAGUACCUUCUAAAAUAUUAUUUAUCUAAAAAUGCCAUUAACCAAAGGGAUUGAAAAGUAAUUGGCUAUUUUAGAGAGACUGACAAGAUUUUUUUAACAAUUGUCUUUAUAUUCACUUGUUAAAGCUUUGAAUAAAUGUAAGACAAUAGUGCAGUUUUUCAAAGGCUUAAGGUAAAUCUAGCAUUUACAAUCAGUAUUGGAAAUAGAGGAAAGGUUGGUAAUUUAAAAUUCUUUCAAAGUUGUUAUAGUAGAAUAUUAUUUUAAAUAGAGGAAAAAUGCAGAAAAAAGCUCAGGAUAAACUGUACUGAUUUCCUGAACCACCGAAAAAUGUAGUUUAAACUUUGCAUUUAGGCAGCUGCUCAAAAAUCUUGGUUCAAUUUAAUUUCUAAGUCAUUGGGAGCUCCCAGGUUUUGCCUGGAAAAAAGGUAAAAUUUCAUACUUAGGUUGUAAGGCUUGGAUUCCAUUAAGUUUCAUCAGCAGUGGUUGUCACACAUCUUUGGACAUCCAUCUUUUUCUUCCUGAUUAAAUUUUCUCGUAACAAAUACAUAAAUGGGGUGAGGAGGACAAUAGCUGAGAAAGAAGGCAAUAUGUCAGCUAGCUAGGACUUUUUUGAAGUUUAAUGAAUAAUUUUUCACAUUAGGGUCCUUGGUCUUUCUGGAAGCAGUAAUCUGGGAGCACAUAUGGUUUCUAAGACAAUGCAUAUUAAAGAAACCAGGAUGGGCUAUAGUGCAUGGUUUUUAUAAAAAUAAAAAGAGAGUCUCAAAUAUUCAUAUUCUGUGCCUCCAAUGGAAAAGUUUGAAAAACACUGAUCUGAUAUUAUGCUUUAAAUGGUGUUUUAGUGCAGUUUGUCCAAAGUUGCUACAUAGAUAUUCUGUAGGAAUGCUUCCUACGUGUACCGAAGGCAGAAAUGUAGCUGAGAUUCUGGCACAGCCUUUGUUUUCCAAAAAUACAGUGCAAAUUCACAAGAAAGUCUAACAGAAGAUCUUCAGUAACAAACUGAACAAGCAUCUUGCUUAGGCAUAUGUUUCUAUCCAUUAUGAGAACAUGCUGAGAUUGUUUCAUACUAGUGAAGCAGUGUCUUAUCAAGAAAUCCUGUCAGUCUUUUAUAAAUUAUCUUUUUCAGUGUUGUCCUUCUUCCCCUCCACUCUUCUGUUUCAUUUCACAUGACUGGACUUUGUACCCAUAUACUGAUAAGUGCACAGCCAUCUUGUUUGCAUAGGAGAGGCAAAAAGAAACAAUUCCGUGCUGCAAGGAAGAAGAUGGGGCUCCUUUUACUUCUAAUAAUUUGCCAGUGUGCCAUAAAUAGUAUCAAAACACACAGUGUUUCAAAGCCCAAUAUAAUUUUAUUGAUGGCUGAUGAUCUCGGUAUUGGAGACCUGGGAUGUUACGGGAACAGAACCUUAAGAACCCCUAAUAUUGACAGGUUAGCAGAGGAAGGAGUGACACUUACUCAGCAUGUAGCAGCAUCCCCACUUUGUACUCCAAGCAGGGCAGCUUUCCUGACAGGGAGAUAUCCUAUAAGAUCAGGAAUGGCUGCCUUCUCACGAGUUGGUGUCUUCUUAUUUUCUGCCUCUUCUGGUGGACUUCCUUCUGAGGAAAUAACUUUUUCCAAACUCCUGAAGCAGAGAGGUUAUGCAACAGCUCUAAUAGGAAAGUGGCAUCUUGGGAUGAACUGUGAAAGCAGUAAUGACUUCUGUCACCACCCCCUCAGUCAUGGAUUUGAUUACUUUUAUGGCCUUCCCGUGACCAAUCUGAGAGACUGCAAACCUGGCCAAGGCAGCGUGUUUUUAAAGGGGGUUCAGAAACACCUUGUCAUCCCAAUCCAAAUCACUGGAAUUGCCAUUGUGUCUUUGGCAAUAGUGCAGUACAUUGGCCUUCUCAAAGUACCCUUCCAAGCAUUGGGUUACUUCUUGUUAAUAAUCACAAUUUCACUUGUGAUUUUGAUUUUUUUCUUCUAUCAUUUUCGACACCUAAACUGCUUUUUAAUGAGGGACCAUCAGAUUAUCCAGCAGCCACUGUCCUAUGAGAACCUUACUAAGAGGCUGACAAAAGAAGCCGUGCAGUUUAUUGGAAGGAACACUGGUACACCAUUUCUUCUUGUCCUCUCUUAUCUUCAUGUCCAUACUGCUCUAUAUGCUUCAGAAAGUUUCAAAGGAAAGAGCAAGCAUGGGUUAUAUGGUGAUGCAGUGGAGGAAAUGGACUGGAGUGUAGGGCAAGUUCUGAAUGUACUGGAGAAGCACAAUCUGAGUGACAAAACUCUUGUAUACUUUACAUCUGACCAAGGUGCUCAUGUUGAAGAAAUCUCCAGUGCUGGAGAAGUCCAUGGAGGAUACAAUGGUAUAUAUAAAGGUGGAAAAUCAACGAACUGGGAAGGAGGUAUUCGUGUGCCAGGUCUUCUCCGCUGGCCUGGAGUGGUGCAGGCUGGUGCCCAUAUUGAUGAACCAACAAGUAACAUGGAUAUAUUUCCUACUAUAGUUAAACUUGCAAAUGCACAGUUACCCUCUGACAGGAUUAUUGAUGGACAUGAUCUGCUACCUUUACUUCAAGGAAAAGUUACUCGAUCUAAGCAUGAAUUUCUUUUCCAUUACUGCAAUGCAUAUUUAAAUGCAGUGCGCUGGCAUCCAGGAAACAGUGAAUCUGUCUGGAAAGUGUUCUUCUUCACUCCAAACUUCAGUCCUGAGGAUUCCAAUGGUUGCUAUGAUUCUCACGUUUGUUUCUGCCAUGGAGGAUUUGUUACACGACAUGAUCCUCCACUGCUCUUCGAUCUGUCCAGAGACCCUGAAGAGAAAGUCCCACUGACUCCAGAAACUGAGAGCCGUUUCUACGAAAUCCUCAGGAUUGUGCACCAAGCAGUAGACAACCACACCAGAUCCCUGCAUGCUGUUCCUAACCAGCUGUCAUGGGACAACCUUCUAUGGAAACCAUGGCUCCAGCUCUGCUGCUCAUCUCUCUUUCAGUCUUGUUAUUGUGACUAUGAGUCAGGAGGGAGUCCACUGCAGCUGCAUUUGGGAUAAACAAGCUGCAAUUCCCUUUCAGAAACUGGACCUGCAGAGUGAGGGUGUCUGACUUGAAUCUGUGGUUUUGUUGUGUUGGAGAAGGAUCAGUCUUUAAAUACAUAUUGCAGUAGAAGAGAAUUUCAAUCAAGAAAACCUGACAAGAGUGGGAAGGCAAGACACACCUCCUCUGUCUUUAUCACACAGCAUGAAGGACAUGUUGCCAUCCUCAUCUAUACAUGGGUAGACUUGAAGGCAUUUUCUAUGGGUGAUAGUUUUCUAAAGCUUCAGCUUGAGCUUUUUUCUUACACAGCAAAGAAUUUACCUAUUGGUUCUGUCAAUCACAACUACUGAAUCAUAACUGCUAAAUGCAAACUUUCCUGUCCUUUUUACUAAGUGUUAUCCAUUAGUAGGACAUAGCACUGAGUAAUUGAAAACAGAGAGAUAAUAGUGGAGAGUGACAGUUAUUUGUUAACUGAUGGAUAGAUUAAGAGGAGACUUGCAGCAGAUCUCUAUCAACAGCCUUGACACUUAUGAAAAAACUGACAGAUUGCCAGCAGUCUAACUUUGAAUGUGCCAUAAAAAUGCACAGAGCUAUGGUAGUGGAAGACCUUGUGUCCGUAUUAAAAUGGUGCUCCCCAGCAUCUCUGCUUGUCAUGUCCUAUUGCAUGACAGCAACUUUUGUUUCAAAAGGAUACCAAGUGCACCAGCUGUGUGCUUGAGUGUCUACCAUAUAUAUAUAUAUAUAUGCACAAGCUGAAUUUGUAGCCCAUAAAUCCUUCAGUCCCUGAUAAGGGACAUAAGGGAUCAUAAGGCACACCCUUAUGAUCAUAUUCCAGUUGUCUUCCUUUAAAUAUCUUUGCCAUCUUUUAAGCUCUUUGAAUAGGAUCUAUCAUUUUCUGAAAAUAAGCUUGGGCUUGAGUACUUAAAGCCAAAUAUAACUGUGUCUGAGUUCUUAGCAAGGUCUAGGGAAAUCUACUGUCCUCAAGGGCUAAUUUUUGUAUCCAUUUUUAUCUCUUUCUUAUUCAGGCACAUUUUCUUUCCACUCUACAGGCAGAGAAACUAUUUUCUUUGGCAUAUUGCAGACGAAAAGAUGAUAUCAGCAAAAUACUAAAAUGAUUUGAUGCCUGAUAAUAGAAGGUGACUUGCUCCUUAUCAGAAAGCAGUGGCUAAUUCCCACAUUACAAUGCAUUAAGACCUGUUUGGGGAAAAAGGGAUAUGUGAUGAUAGUAAUGCAGUAGCUUCAGUCAGCCAGCAUUAAGGUUGUGACCCUGUUCUUGUGAGCUAUUGAAGCCUUUCCUUUAAAAAUAUAUUGUGAUAAAUGGUGUAUUCCUCUGUCUGCAAAACCUAGGCUUUAUUUGAUUUUUCUGUUGCAGUUUCAUUCAGAAUUUCAUUCUCCAUAAUACCCAGGAGCCUGUCCUAGGAAAUGUACUUUUUCUUUGAAGUCCUAUUUUUUAAGUUUCACCUUGUGUUCAUGAUCUUAAUUAUGACCUCAGCAAACUCUCUAUAGGAGGCAAAGCCCCAUGACCAAUAUUUAUUACUCAAUGUACUACAUAACCUUAGGAAGAAAAAUGCCUCACAUUUGAAUACAAACAUUAUUCCAUGAGAGUGGCUGCGUUUCAAUGUCAUAGCAGGAUCCAUACAUACCAAAUUUUUGGUCCUCACCAUGUGGCCCUAGAACCCCUUGGGGCAUGGCACUGGUGCCAGCAUGUCCCUCCCUGCAGCCAAAGGGCAGCCCCAGCUGUGGCCAGAGUGCCAGAGCACCGCAGUGGAGAGGGAUGCUCUUUCCAACUCUCACAGCUCUGCCACAGCUUACACAAAAGCUUUUCAAACAAGUACUCCUGAAGAAAAAGGGAAAAAUAUGUGGUAUGUCCAGUGUACAGUGCUAACUCAGAAAAUGGGUUUGGUGUCAUUAGAUCUACAUUGUUUCCAUAGUUUCUGGACCAUGACCUUUACGGAGAUCUCAAUUAAUAUUCUCAAGGACACCCACACUGACUUUUUUUUAAUCAGGAAGAUGCUGUGUUGCUAUUAUUUCUUUUUCUUUCUUUCUGCAGGUGCAAGAAUUCUUUGUUCUUCUAGGCACAACUGUUAUUCUGUGCUGCUUGAUCAAAGUAUCAAAAAUGUUGACUUUUCUACUGCUCUGAUUUCUUCUUGAGUAAAUAUGAUGUUUCUUUCAUACCCCCCUUGGCUUUUGAUGCUAUCUUUCUAAUCUUUCUUAAAACAUCCACACCCCCGAAAUACUUUUCCACCUAUUUCUUUGCCACUAAAUCAUUUUGUUUGCUUGUCAUGUUGAGUGUAAUGGCUAUUUUGCCCUAAUCAAUCAGCAAAUGAAAAGUAGUCUUUGUAAUAGAAUUUGACUUGUAGCACUCAUUAAUUCUGCUAACCUCCUGCUUAUUUAAGGUCCAACGAGAAUUGACUUUGCAUUAUGAAAUAUAAGUAAUUAAACAUACCUGAGAUGCCCCAAAUAAUAUAAUAUAUAUAUAUUUUGUGGAACAAACUUCAUAUUUUCCAAAAUAUAAUUUAGUACAACAUUUAAUACUUUGACAUAAGCUGUAAAAUCUGAAAUGCAUUCUUACAGUUGUUCCUUCAAGAAAGAUUCUGUAAAGAACAGGGCAGUAUUUUUCAUACUUUAUGUUAAUACCAUUUAAUUUAAUACCUAAAAUAAACAUUCCCUGUAUUGCAAAUGUA
This is a messenger RNA of Cyanistes caeruleus (blue tit), 5908 nucleotides long. It is a transcript of the gene STS, whose product is annotated as steroid sulfatase. Gene Ontology annotation, molecular function: arylsulfatase activity. The record is from RefSeq and is a predicted model, not a curated record. Lineage: Eukaryota; Metazoa; Chordata; Aves; Passeriformes; Paridae.